AUGGGGCCCCCGGGCAAUAGGGAUCAUGGGGCCCGUGUCCUUGCCCACACUCAAAGCACACCCAAAAAAGCCUACAAAAAGGUAACAGGAGCAUUUCAUGGGGCCCCCUACCAUGGGCGGACUGACUAUUUGGAAACUCGGGCACUGCCUGAGGGCCCAGGGUCAGUAGGGGGCCCCAUAUAGGGGCGGACUGACAACUCAUGGGGCCCCUGGGCAAUAGGGGAUCAUGAGGUCCCUGUGUCCUUGCCCAAACUCAAAAAAGUCUAUGAAAAAGGUUCCAGGGGCAUCUCAUGGGGCCCCCUACUGACUCCGGGCCCUCGGGCAGUGCCCGAGUUUCCAAAUGGUCAGUCCGCCCCUGGUCCACCCCUGACUACAUAGUAAAUCCACGGAUCUAAA
Molecule: messenger RNA, 396 nt
Organism: Staurois parvus
Lineage: Eukaryota; Metazoa; Chordata; Amphibia; Anura; Ranidae
Source: the annotation of a GenBank genome assembly